AUACAACAGCAUUACGAUAUUUUAAAACCGCAUUAUCAAAUGAUUGGAUUAGAAAGGAAGGAACUAUGACUGUUUUCAAUAAACCAAAUAUUGAUCCUUAUAUUUUUUCACUUUUACUUAGUUUUAUAUUUCAAUUCAAUAUUGAUUAUAAGAAAAAAAUGGUUGCCAAACUUGGUAGAGUAAUUCCGGCAUGUUCACAAUAUGCUAUUAAUGAUUCACAAUAUCAUGGUCCAUGUUUUGGUGAUGGCGAUUUAUGGAUAAAUGAUGAAUUUAAUCUAGCAGGAAAUUGUAGUUGUAAUAAAGAAAGUUACGAGCAAAGUGUUGGUGAUAUGUUUCACAGAGAAAGUUGGGAUAGUUGGAAUGGAAAAAAUGGAACUUUUGCUGUUGAUGAUUACGAAGUUUUUCAAGUUAUAAAAUUAAGGCUAAGUGAUGAAUAA
Messenger RNA from Dentiscutata heterogama, 437 nucleotides. The record is from the annotation of a GenBank genome assembly. NCBI's taxonomy places the organism in Eukaryota, Fungi, Glomeromycota, Glomeromycetes, Diversisporales, Gigasporaceae.